CAUAGACGAUCUUCGUCGCGUGUGCUUCCUGGACGGAACCAUAGACUGAACGGAACAUGGCGAGAGGAGAAUCAGACGCUGUCGCAGAAACUUGUGUUUUCUGUUUAAUCGCCAACGAUCGGGACAAAGAAACGGAAAUUAUCUCCGAGAACGAGUGGAUGGUGUGUUUCAGGGACAUUGACCCUGCUGCUCCUCACCACUACCUGGUUGUACCCAGACAGCACAUAUGCAGCUACUUGUCACUGCACAGCGGACACAUCGACCUCAUUGAGAGGAUGGCUGAAAUGGGGAGAAAUGUACUACGAGACCAAGGGAUCACUGAUAUGACAGAGACAAGGCUGGGCUUCCACAAACCGCCCUACAUCUCAGUGGCUCACCUCCACCUCCACGUGCUCGCCCCCACCAGCCAAAUCUUAGAAUACAUGGAUUAUAAAUUCAUACCAGACACCAGCUCUUUUAUUACUGAAGAACAUCUAUGCAAGCAGCUACAAAACAUCUUCACUACUGCAGAGCACUGAAAGGCAUUUAAGGAUGUUUAAAGAUGGUUUUUAAUUACUACCUGUUUGUUGUGUGUAUUUUAUGGAACACAGAUUUAUUUAAGAAUACAGGAUGCACCAUGUAUGCAUAUGAUCAUUUGAAAUAGCUUUGGUAAUAAAGCUUCUAUGAGGCAAAAAGCUUCUGGUGUAAACAUCACCUCAAGGCCGUCAUCAUA
This is a messenger RNA of Hippoglossus stenolepis (Pacific halibut), 712 nucleotides long. Its product is annotated as adenosine 5'-monophosphoramidase HINT3. The record is from RefSeq and is a predicted model, not a curated record. Bases 57 to 518 code for a protein of 153 amino acids. Lineage: Eukaryota; Metazoa; Chordata; Actinopteri; Pleuronectiformes; Pleuronectidae. The transcript is spliced from 5 exons. Gene Ontology annotation, molecular function: catalytic activity.